Messenger RNA from Hypoxylon trugodes, 1828 nucleotides. RefSeq names its product putative hydrolase. The record is from RefSeq and is a predicted model, not a curated record. Lineage: Eukaryota; Fungi; Ascomycota; Sordariomycetes; Xylariales; Hypoxylaceae. The transcript has 4 exons. Gene Ontology annotation, molecular function: hydrolase activity, acting on carbon-nitrogen (but not peptide) bonds. The coding region runs from base 456 to 1628 and encodes 390 amino acids.
AGAUAAUUCCCCUGUCGAUAUAUCAAGUAGAUCUAGAUGCCGAGGUAUCUAGAAUCGGCGUCAGCGGCGCCGACUUGCCGUAAGCAUCCCCACAAUCAUGAUACUAAUUCGAUAGAAUCCCACUGCAACCUGCAAUUUUAUAUCAAGUUAUAAAGCGACGACGUUAUGUAAUUUCCGUGUAUGGGGUAUAACCCAAUAUUUAGUUGAGGAUACGGAAGGUAUAUUAAAUGAUCAUCCGACCGUCCGAAGCGGGCAGUCCCGUAAACGGGACGGGAAACAUGAAUCAUGCACAUUCCUAAACCUCGAGCUGAAAUAUAUACAUAGCCCAACGACAAGGAUUUCGUAAGAUAGUACGUCACACUUUAUCUACAGACUAAUUCAUUCGUCGCCAGUUUAUACAUAUAUGAAGCCUACCCAGCUACCUUGAAUUAGCUUUCUGUUAGAAUAUUUUCAAAAUGGGAAAAUUAACCAUUAUCAAGCAUGUUCGCGUCUUUGACGGCCAGGCUGUCGUCGGGCCUAAGACCGUGGUUAUCGAUGGAUCGGAUAUCGGUGAGAAUGAGUUAGCCGAUGAUGCGGAUCCGUCUGCGGUUGUUGUUAUCGACGGCACCGGCUGCACACUGCUUCCCGGGCUCAUCGACUGCCAUGUGCACAUCCGCGACGAAGCCCAACUGGCUGAAUGUGCAUCCUUCGGGGUCACGACCGUCUGCGAUAUGGCAUGCAUGCCGAUAGAUAAAUAUCAUAAGCUCCGAGCCGCAUCGGUCCUAGGACCAACAACGUGGUUGAGCUCGAGUCUUCCUGCGUAUGAGGAAAAUUCUAGACAUGGUCGGUUAUUCAAACUUGGUGGUUUUGGCCCGGAAUACGCAGUCCAUGACACCGAUGAAGCUGCGAAAUUCGUACAAAACCGGGUCGACGAAGGAGUCGAUUAUAUCAAGAUCGUUGCAGAUCACCCAGGCCACGAGCAAGCUGUAUUAGACAAGAUUCAAGUGGAGGCGAAGAAGCACGGGAAGAUGACGGUCGCUCACACAGCGCACUACGCCGCAUUUGAACGUGGUUUGCGAGCGGGCUUCGAUAUCCUAACCCACGUGCCUAUGGAUCGAGCCCUUGACAAUAAUGUGGUUAGCCAGAUGACUAGCCAAAAGACGGUCGCGGUGCCAACGCUAUCGAUGAUGGAAGGCAUGGCCAAUAGCUGGGUCCUGUGGGGACUUAGUUGGAUCCUGCCAUCAUUCAGGCGCAAAACCGACUUCCAAAAUGCGCUAGAUAGCGUGGCAGCGAUGCGGAAUGCGGGCGUACCUAUCGCUGCGGGUACCGACACGAACAACAGCGGCAUCUUUACGGUCGUGGCUGGAAAGUCCCUUCAUCACGAACUAGAAUUGAUGGUACGAGCCGGGCUAACACCUAUCGAGGCUUUGAGAGCGGCUACGUCCUCAGCUGCGCAACACUUCAAUCUCCGAGACAGAGGUAGAAUUUCGCCGGGACUGAGGGCUGAUAUAGUCCUUGUGGACGGUAAGCCAGACAAGGAUAUCACAGCCACUCAGCGAAUAUCGAAAAUUUGGAGUGGCGGCGAGGAAGUUCCGAUAUCUUCUGCCCUAGGACCUAACUCCAAUUUAGGCAGCUGUGCGGUUAUGUGAUUCUUCAGCUGUCUUGGGAAUUCAAUUGACGAUUGGAGCUCAGGACCCCGUAUAACGUAGCAAUCUGCAAGGGUCCAAAAUCUGGUGUUGGAGGCGCAGGAGAGGUUCCCGUUGGUUAGAUCCAGAAGCUUGAUUUCGCUUGGCAACCAACCAUUUCUUCAAGAUGGUCUGUGAUCUAGAACCGCCCAGGAUCACGGAAG